ACAUACCGGUCGGUGACGAUAAACUCAAAAGUUCGAGUUCGAAACCCAUUAGCCUAAUUUUCACAGCAAACCCCCUCGACCUUCUUAAAAUUAUAUUUUCUCCCGCCACGCUGAGAUCGAGGUCCAGAUCGCUGAUCGCCAUUACUGACUCAUGGAGCUCUCCGUCGUCAACCUUGCCCCCUACCUCGCGAUCCGCGAUCAAGGUGGAUGCCGGAGGGAAGAGGAGAAGGAGCAGAUGGCGGCACUGUGCGCCGCCGUGAGCAGGAGUUUGCGGGAAACCGGGGCGCUUUUGGUGAAGGAUCCUCGAUGCUCGGCUGAGGACAACGAUCGCUUCAUUGACAUGAUGGAAAGGUAUUUUGAGUGCCCUGAUUCUUUCAAACGCCUCCAAGAGCGGCCUCAUCUCCAUUAUCAGGUUGGUGUGACACCUGAAGGUGUGGAGGUACCACGCAGUCUAGUGGAUGAGGAUAUGAAAGAAAAACUAUCGAAGAUGCCGGAAGUGUUUCAGCCGUCAACCCCUGAAGGGCCUGAUCCCAAAUGGCGAUACAUGUGGAGAGUUGGCCCCCGUCCAUCAAAUACUCGCUUUCAGGAAUUAAAUUCUGAGCCUGUAAUUCCAGAAGGAUUCCCUGAUUGGCAGGAGACAAUGGACUUGUGGGGGCUUAAAAUGAUAUCUGCAAUUGAGGUUGUUGCUGAAAUGGCUGCUACCGGCUUUGGCUUGCCUAAGGAUGCUUUCACCUCUUUGAUGAAGCAGGGACCUCACCUUCUUGCUCCAACUGGAAGUGAUCUUAAACGUCAUGGUGUUGAGGGUAAAGUUUUUGCAGGUUAUCACUAUGACCUCAAUUUCUUAACAAUCCAUGGUCGGAGCCGAUUCCCCGGCCUAAACAUCUGGUUAAGGAAUGGCCAAAAGGUCCCAGUUAAAGUCCCAGUUGGUUGUCUUCUCAUCCAAACAGGAAAACAGAUAGAAUGGCUGACCGGGGGAGAAUGUUUAGCUGGAAUGCAUGAAGUUGUGGUAAAUAACCGAACACUAGACGCUAUUGAACGAGCUCGUCAGCAAAACCGCAGCUUAUGGAGAGUUUCAUCAACGCUUUUUGCUCACAUUGCAUCAGAUGCAACAUUGAAACCAUUAGGCCAUUUUGCUGAAUCACCCCUGGCGGUUAAUUAUCCAACCAUGUUAGCUGGAGAGUUCGUUGAACAAGAACUCUCUGUUAUCAAUCUCAAGGGCAAGACAUCCUCUUCAUAGAUUCAGAUUUAUUUUUUUUUUUUUCAUCAUCUUCUUCUUCUUCUUUCAAGCAUAAUCAACUUUCAGAAAUUUAUUUAUUUGAAACUUUCCUUGUUGGAUUUAAUCAAUUUAUCGCUUAUCAUAUUGAUAGUAUAAGAAUCCAGCACCAAAAUGAGUUUUUUUCCCCCCAAAGACUCAACUAGAGAUAUCAUAGUUUCAAGAAAGCACUUUUAACAUGGAUUAACUAAAAGAAAA
Molecule: messenger RNA, 1471 nt
Organism: Dioscorea cayenensis subsp. rotundata (Guinea yam)
Lineage: Eukaryota; Viridiplantae; Streptophyta; Magnoliopsida; Dioscoreales; Dioscoreaceae
Source: RefSeq, a predicted model, not a curated record